AUGUUCAUCAAAGUCCUAUUGCUGAAUUUUUCUGUUAGUCUUUUUCUAAUAAUUCCAACAACAUGGAGUUAUACAGAAAAUGGUUGGCUAACAUCUUAUGUUACUGGAAUGAUUUUGAAAAAUCUGGAAUCUUAUCAGAAAAUUGCUGAACAUACAUCAUUGCCCGAAUAUUAUAUGUCAAUUGCUGAACAUUCACCCAUAGGCUGUAAUGUUGGUCAAUUACCUCGAGCACAAGAUGAUGAAAAUAUCGAUUAUAGAAUUAUAUAUGGCAAUGAACAUGAAAUGUUUGAUAUUGAUAAUGGAACAAAUAUUUUACGAUUUAUUGAUGGAGAAUUGGAUCGAGACAAGCGUGAACACUAUAAAUUGAUAAUUCACGCAAAAAAUACCGAACGUCCAGAUUGGACUGGGGCUAAUGACCUUUUUAAAGUGAUUGUUAUGGUAACUGAUAUUGAAGAGCAAGAGCCAGUUUUUGAUAUUGAAGAAUAUGUUACUGUUGUACCACGAAAUAGUGAAAUUGGUGAACCAUUUCUUCGAUUAAAUUCGAGAGACAAUGGUAUUGAUGAAGAAUAUCGGCAUGAAUACAUCAUUGAUUCUAUUGAACGUAUCCAACCGUCCGAUUUUUCAUCGUCUCCGAUCAAAACAUCUUGUUGUUUUGACAUAACAAAUGAUGGUCGUUUAAUCGUCACUGAACAUCUUCAAUGGCUACCACAUGGAACAAUAUUUUUACUGAACGUUGUUGCUUUACCACGUAACGAAAUGCAAACACCAGCUCGUACGAAAGUCUUUGUUUAUCUUGCUGAAAUAAAUGAUCAAAUUUAUGUUAAUAUUCGCUUACCACAGUCAAAAUUAGAAAAUGAUUUAGAACAACAGUCAUCUACAGAAAAUCUUUGGACACGAGUAGAAGAUACAACAAAUACAACCAUUAUUGUUAAUAAUUUAUUACCUUAUUAUGAUCAUGAUAAUGGACGAAUGGAUCAUGAUCAAACAAGAGCGAACAUCUAUAUGAUCGAUCGUCGAACAAAUAUGUUAUUAGAUAAUUUACAAGCACAUAAUUUGUUAAUAAAAUAUAGAGAUGAUUUACCUUAUUUUUAUCCAAUAACAGAAGAAGAAACACAGCAUCUAUUGAUACAAGAGCUACCAAAAACUACGACGACAUCAUCGCAUUGGUUUUCUUUUACUUUAAUUAUUUUAUCAAUACUUACUGGUCUAUGUUUCAUUUUCAUCUUACUCUGGCAUUGUUGUCUACGACCUGGUACACAUUGUAAAUAUAUCUCAUCAAAACCACGACUAUUUGGAUUUGAAAAAUUGACAGAAAAUUCGAGUCCACUAUUUGAUAAUACUCAUAAAGUGCCAAUUCCAGAAUCACCACCAUUCCCAGUUUCAAACCGAGCAAAAAAGUCACUACGAACAUUACCAUCACUUAUAGCCAAUGCAUUAUCAUCAACACGUGAAGAAACUGAACCGUUACUUAGUGACGUUUCAACUGAUCUUCUUACAGAACACAAAUUGGUCAACGAGCAAACUAUUCCAAGACAAUCGAAGACACAUGACGGAACAAUGUCGACAACGCGUCCUACAGGAGAUGAAGGUGUUGUUGAAAAUGGACAAAACAAAGAAAAUGAAGCAAAAGAUAUAUUCAUACACGAGAAUUGA
Molecule: messenger RNA, 1653 nt
Organism: Didymodactylos carnosus
Lineage: Eukaryota; Metazoa; Rotifera; Eurotatoria; Philodinida; Philodinidae
Source: the annotation of a GenBank genome assembly